This is a messenger RNA of Gopherus evgoodei (Goodes thornscrub tortoise), 9655 nucleotides long. RefSeq names its product SCO-spondin-like. NCBI's taxonomy places the organism in Eukaryota, Metazoa, Chordata, Testudines, Testudinidae. The record is from RefSeq and is a predicted model, not a curated record. Gene Ontology annotation, molecular function: protein binding.
GCCAGGUGACCUGUGCCCCGGGGCAGCUGCCGUGCCCGGACGGUUCCUGCGUCAGCAGGACGCGGGUGUGCGACGGAGCCUGGGACUGCGGGGACGGCUCUGACGAGAGCCCAGCUCUGUGCCUGACGGCGCGGCCCAGCGCCCUGCCCAUCACCCUGCCCACGGUCCCCUCCCCGGGGUCUCCCUCACCCCAGUGUGGCCGCUAUGAGUUCCACUGCGGCAGCGGGGAGUGCAGGCCGCGUGGCUGGGUGUGCGACGACGAGGCCGACUGCCUGGACGGCAGCGACGAGCUAGUGUGCAACCGGACCUGUGGCCUGGACCAGCACACGUGCACCGUCACCGCCGAGUGCAUCCCCUACGGGCAGCUGUGCGACGGCAUCCCCCAGUGCUGGGACCAGUCCGACGAGAGCACCGACAACUGCGGAUCCACCGAGAUCCCGCCCUGCCCAGGGCUCUUCGUCUGCAACAACCGCAUGUGUGUGAAUGUCUCCCGGGUGUGCGAUGGCUCGCACGACUGCCCCCAGGGCGAGGACGAGCUGGCCUGCGAGCAGCACGUCCUGUCCGGCGAGAGGAACCAGACGGUGGGGCCCUGCGCCGAGUACUCGUGUGCUGAGGGCGAAUGCAUCUCCUUUAAGCAGGUGUGUAACGGGCUGGCGGACUGCGCUGACGGCAGCGAGGCCUCAGGCUGGCUGCCCUCGGACGAGCAGGACUGCGGGCUCUGGAGCCCCUGGGCCCCCUGGAGCACCUGCAGCCGGUCCUGUGGGACGGGCCUGCAGAUCCGCAGGCGGGUCUGCACCAGACGGGCCAACGACAUCCUGCGCCACUGCCACGGCGAGGAGACACAGGCCCAGCAGUGCUUCGCCCUGGCCUGCCCAGUGGAUGGUGCCUGGAGCGAGUGGGCGACGUGGGCGAACUGCACCCAGGACUGCCGCGGGGUGGUGGUGCGGCGCCGGGAGUGCAUCCCGCCCCGGAAUGGGGGCCAGCACUGCUCUGAGCUGCCCGGAGUCUCGCCCAGCACGCUGGAGAUCAAGCCCUGCCAGCUGGAAGGCUGCCUCAACGCCACCGCCUGCCCCGCGGGCCUGGUGCGCAGGCCUUGUGCCCCGUGCCCCAUGUCCUGUGCCGAUCUGGCCAGCAGGGGCAAGUGCAAGAGAGACAGGCCCUGCAGCCCAGGCUGCUGGUGCCCGGAGGGGCUGGUGCUGGACAGUGAGCAGCAGUGUGUGCGCCCCCGGGAGUGCCCAUGCCUGGUGGAGGGGGUGCGCCACUGGCCUGGCCAGCUGGUGAAGGUGAACUGCCGCAUCUGCGCCUGCCAAGACGGGCAGAUGAAGCGGUGCCGGCAGAACCCCGAGUGCACUGUUAACUGCGGCUGGUCGGCCUGGUCUCCCUGGGGCGAGUGCCUGGGCCCGUGCGGUGUGCAGAGCAUCCAGUGGUCCUUCCGCAGCCCCAACAACCCCAGCAAGCACGGCAACGGGCGCCAGUGCCGGGGCAUCUACCGCAAGGCGCGCAGGUGCCAGACAGAUCCAUGCGAGGAGUGCGAGCACCAUGGCCGGUUGCACGCCAUUAGCGACCGCUGGCGAUCGGGGCAGUGCCAGGUGUGCCAGUGCCUGCCCAACCUGACAGUGCAGUGCUCCCAGUACUGCCCGUACAGCACCGUGGGGUGCCCCGAGGGGCGGGCGCUGGUGGAGGGCAGGGGUGAGGCCUGCUGCUACUGCGCUGAAGUGGGUGAGAACAGGACCAGCGCGCCUGCUGUACCACCGACUGGGCCCCCGGGCACCACCCUGGCCAGCCCAGCUGCCUCCACCAGCCCUCCGCUCAUCACCUUCCCGCUGCCCCCUCUUGGAGACCGGUGCUAUGGCCCCUUGGGCCUGGCCUCCUUGCCAGCCAGCUGCUUCACAGCCUCCUCCCAGCAGCCGGAGAACCCUGCCCAUGCGGGGCGCCUCAACCACGUGCUCCCGGGCUCGGACCUGCAGGGCUGGGGGCCCCAGGCAGAGGUGUACCACGAGCUGCUCUCCAAGCCGCCCUACCUGCAGGUGGAUCUGCUGGAGCCCAGGAACCUCACAGGGGUGGUGGUGCAGGGGGCAGGCUCCUCGGACGCCUUCGUUACCAGCUUCCUCCUGCAGUUCAGCAUGGACGGGCUGAGGUGGCAUGCAUACCGGGAGGUCUCUGCGGACGCCCAGCCGGAGCCCAAGCUGUUCCUGGGGAACGCCGAUGACUCCACGCCGGUGGUGAGGACUUUCCAGCGCAUGGUCCGUGCCCGGCACGUCCGCAUCCUCCCCCACGACUUCCACAACGGGAUCUUUCUGCGCGCGGAGCUGCUGGGCUGCGAGAGAGUGACCCCUGGGGCACCGACCACACCGCCGGGCCGGAGGCCCUGCCGAACCGGGGAGUUCCAGUGCCGCAACGGACGCUGUGUCCCCGCUGGGCCCCACGGCACCGUGUGCAACGGAGUCGAUGAUUGUGGAGACUUCUCGGACGAGCUGCGCUGUGGUGAGCGGCAGGAUCCAGCCUGGGGGCAGUGCCGGGGCCAACCCUGCGGGGCUCAGGGAGUGUCCCGGGGUCUCGGCCUGUCCCUUGCUGGCUGGGCAGUGGCUGUGUGGCUGUUCAACCCUAACCCUAACCCGUGGGCCUCCCCAGAGGGGGCAGCAGCUUACCUCUGCUCCCAUGCCUGCCCAGAGAGCUCCCUCCUCCCAGCAUUGCUCGGCCGCUUACCAGCCCCGGCUCUGUGCCCCCUCGCAGGGACAGCCCCGUCUGUGGGGCCCUCCGCCCCCUGGCGCUGCCCCCUCUCCCACUUCCACUGCGCACUGUCUGUCGGCUGCAUCGACGCCUCCCGGCGGUGUGACGGCGUCAGCGACUGUCCGGACGGCACCGACGAGGCCGGCUGCGGCGCCCUGCGCGGGAGCACGGUGCCCCCUGCCAGCACAGCCAGCAGCUGGGCCCCCAGGCAGACCUCGUCACCCGCCAAGGAGGUGUCUAACGGCACAGAGGACUGGCUGUUCCCUGGAGACGUCCUCCCCACCCCCACAGGUCCCUGCAGCGAGCCGCUGGGCCUGGGCGAUGGCAGGAUCCGCUACCAGCAGCUGGGCGCCUCCUCCCACCGGGACAGCAACCCCCCGGACGCCGGGCGCCUCAACACGGUGCCCAACAUACUGAACAUCGAGCCAGGCUGGAGCCCCCUGGAGACCGACCGCAGCCCCUACUUCCAGGUGGACUUCCUGCGGCCCACCUUCGUCAGCGCGCUGGUCACGCAGGGCAGCCCGACGGCCGGGGGCUACGUCACCAAGUACCGGCUGCAGUACAGCCACGACGGAGUGCGCUACCGCAACUACACAGGGGCAGCGCCCGGAGCCGCACCCCCCCCGCCGGCUCAGGUGCUGGAGGGCAACUUGGACAGCCACACGCCGGUGCAGCAGGAGCUGCGCCCCCUGAUCCUGGCCCGCUACCUGCGGCUGGUGCCUGUGGAGUAUCACCGGAGCAUCCACCUGCGCAUGGAGGUGCUGGGCUGCCCCUGGAGUGCUGCACCACUGGGGACCAGCCCCACCUCCGAGCAGCCCCUGCUCCCCACGGCGACUCUGGUCCCAGGAUCCAGGGUUUCCAGCACAGUCAAUGAGAGCAGCGAGGCCAAAUCCACGGGCCAGCCAGUGAGGCCAACAGGCACCGCAGCAGCAGGGAAGGAGCCCAGUGCUACACCAACGCUGGGGACAGCAGGGCCUGCUGGGGACACGCGCAGCCCUGGAGCAGCUGGCACCGAGGUGCCCCACCUGAGCACAGCUCGGCCUUGGUGGGGCACUGGGAUGCCUGGCCUGGAAGAGGAAUCCAGGCGCUCCGGAGCUCCCGGUGUGGCAAGCCCAGAGCCCGGGCGCCCGGGGGAGACGCCCACCACCUGGUCCCCAGGGACUCCUGGGCUCUUCUGGGCAGGGACAACCUCUCCGGGGACCCCACGCCUGCUGGGCCCCACCCUGCCGGGCAUGGCGGCCGUGACUGUGUCAGCAGCAGGUCCCGGGCCUGGCCCCACGAGGCUGCCUGGGCUGCACACUGGCCCCUCCCAGCCUGGCAGGCCUGGGCUGGCCACCACUCUGGCUGGGCUGCCCUUCCCUCGGCUCCUCUGCACCCAGGGCCAGUUUGCCUGCGAGGUGCUGGGCUGCGUGGAGGCCGCCUUGGUGUGCGACGGGCAGGAGGACUGCCUGGACGGGUCGGACGAGUGGCACUGCGGAGGCCCCACCGCCUCAGCCGGCCCCACCGUCUCCCUGGCCUCCCCGGCCGGGCGGCCCAGCUCCUGCUCUGCCAAGCAGUUCUCCUGUGGCAGCGGGGAGUGCCUGGCCCUGGAGAAGCGCUGCGACCUGCACCCGGACUGCCAGGACGGCUCUGACGAGAGCAGCUGUGUGGACUGCAUCCUGUCUCCCUGGAGUGGCUGGAGCCAGUGCAGCCGGUCGUGCGGGCUGGGUGUGACCUUCCGCCGGCGGGACCUGCUCCGGAACGCCCUGCCCGGGGGCCAGUGCGAACACAACGAGUUCGACAGCCGCUCCUGCUUCCUCCGGGCCUGCCCAGUGAACGGCGCCUGGGCCCCCUGGGGCGAGUGGUCGGACUGCGACGCCGAGUGCCGGGGCGGAGUGCGGAGCCGCACGCGGAGCUGCGCCGACCCCCCGCCCAAGAACGGGGGUCAGCCCUGCCCCGGCGACGCCGUGCAGACAGAGCCCUGCAACCUGCAGCCCUGCGGGGAUGCCCGCGACUGCGGCCCCGAGAUGGUGCACGUGCAGACUGGGGACUGCGAGAGGGGCCUGGUGGCGCCGUGCCCCCAGUCGUGCCGGGAGCUGAAUACCGAGAGGACCUGCCAGAGCCAGUGUGUGGAGGGGUGCCGGUGCCCCCCGGGGCUCUAUCUGCAGGAGGGCAGCUGCGUGAACAUCAGCCAGUGCCACUGCGACUUCAGCCAGGAGCAGCGCCUCCCUGGGGAGAUGUUCCUGCACGACAACUGCAGCCAGUGUGUGUGCCUGGACGGGGUGGUGACGUGCGACGACCUGGCCUGCCCCGUUCACUGCGGCUGGUCAGCCUGGUCCCCGUGGACACCCUGCGACCGCAGCUGCGGAGUCGGCAUGCAGGAGAGAUUCAGAUCCCCCACCAACCCGGCACCUGCCAACGGUGGAGCCCCGUGCGAGGGGGACGCGCAGCAAGUCCGCGAGUGCCACACGGCCUGUGUCUCCGAGCCAGCCAGCCCCUGGAGCGACUGGACACCCUGGUCCCCAUGCUCCAAGACCUGCUUCUACGACGUGGACCGUGUUGGGGUGAGGAAGCGGUUCCGUCACUGCAACGACACCAGGGAGGGCGCUGGGCGAUGCCAGGGGGCGCCCGUGGAGGAGGAGCAGUGUGACACGCCACCCUGCCCCGUGGAAGGCAUCUGGACCCCCUGGACGGCCUGGUCCCGAUGCUCCGCUACCUGCGACUCCGGCGUCCAGACCCGCAGCCGCAUCUGCUCCAACCCGGCCUAUGGGGGGCCCGAGUGCACAGGACCCCUCGUCCAGACCCGGGACUGCAACAGCCAGCCCUGCCGAGCACUGUGCCCUGCGCCCAUGAUCUACCAGACGGCUGAGGAGUGCCGGCGAGGAAGGGGCGCCUGCCCGCGGCUCUGCCUGGACCAGGGCGCCGGUGUGGAGUGCGCCACCCGCUGCUACCAGGGCUGCUACUGCCCUGACGGCCUCUUCCUGCAGGACGACAGCUGCGUGCCACAGAGCCAGUGCCUGUGCUACCACCAGGGGGUGCUGUACCAGCCGGGCGACACCGCCCCCCGCGACGCCUGCAACAAUUGCACCUGCGUGGCUGGGGAGAUGGUGUGCGGCACGGAGCCCUGCCCAGUGCACUGCGGCUGGAGCGGCUGGACCGAGUGGAGCUCCUGCAGCCGCAGCUGCAACGUGGGAACCCGGCGGCGCUACCGCUCUGGCUCCGAUCCACCCGCCGCCUUCGGGGGGCGUGACUGCCAGGGCCCCAGCGUGGAGGUCGAGUUCUGCAGCCUGCAGCCCUGCAGGGGCUCGGGGGCAGAAUGGGGUCCCUGGUCGGAGUGCUCCGUGCCCUGCGGGGGCGGCUAUCAGAACCGCACACGGGGCAGCACCGUCCUGCACCGGAUUGAGUUCACCACCUGCAACCUCCAGCCCUGCGCCGGCGAGGUGCCCGGCAUCUGCCCGGAGGGGAAGCUGUGGCAGGAAUGCACUGACGCACCAGCCUCCUGUGCGGAGCUGGGCACGGACCCCCCUGCUGACAGGCCCUGCCACGCUGGCUGUUACUGCCCCCCCAGCACCGUCCUUCUGAAUAACCUGUGCGUGGCGGCGGCGGAGUGCCCCUGCGCCGAGGGCGGAGUGCUCUACGCCCCGGGAGACGUGGUGCCCAAGGGCUGUGAGAACUGCUCCUGUCAGGCCGGCCGGAUCUCCAACUGCUCCCGGGUGGCCUGCAGGGACGUGAGCGGCGGCUGGUCGGACUGGACGCCCUGGAGCCAGUGUUCAGUCUCCUGCGGGCUGGGGCUCCAGAACCGGUACCGGUUCUGCACGGCCCCCCCUCCGUCGGGGACCGGACUGCCCUGCCUGGGGCCGGAGCGCGAGGAGCAGCCCUGCCACGUCCAGCCCUGCUCCAGGAGCGGCGGCUGGGGCGCGUGGAGCCCCUGGACCGAGUGCACCAAGAGCUGCGGGGAGGGGCUGCGGAGCCGGGCCCGAGCCUGCGACAGCCCAACCCCGUUGGGCCACGGCGACUACUGCGAGGGCCCCCCGGCCCAGGUGGAGACCUGCCACCUGGAGCAGUGCCCAGCUCUGGACUGUGCAGCUGUGCAGGGCUCCAUGUACAGCCACUGUGGCCCCUCAUGCCCCCGCUCCUGCGAUGACAUCUCGCACUGCAUGUGGAGGUGCGAACCCGGCUGCUACUGCACCAGCGGCAGGGUGCUGAACGCCAAUGGCUCGGCCUGUGUGGAGAGGCAGGACUGCACCUGCCUGGACCUGCUCACCCAGGAGAGGUACCUGCCGGGGGAGACCGUGGCCCACCAGGACGGCUGCAACAACUGCACCUGCACCGGGGGGAUGCUGCUCUGUACCAGCCUGCCCUGCCCUGUGGCUGGAGGCUGGUGUGACUGGUCCCCAUGGACCCCCUGCUCCCGGACCUGUGGCAGCGAGGCGGUGACGCGGUACCGUGCCUGCGCCUGCCCCACGCCUCAGCACGGGGGGGCCGAGUGUGCCGGAGCACAGGAGCGUCACGGAGACACCAGCACUCAGCUCCAGCACAAGGAGUGCCCCUCGGCUGCCUUCUGCCCCGUGGACGGUGGCUGGAGUUCCUGGGGGCCAUGGUCGGCCUGCGCCACCUGCGCCGGGGAGUCGACACGGAGCCGGGAGUGCAGCAGCCCCCCCGCCCGCUUCGGGGGCGUGCCCUGCCCCGGAGAGGCCUGGCAGAGCCGCGCCUGCCAUGAUGGAGACACUGUUUGUGAAGGCUGCGGCGGGGGGCAGGUGGCCUUCACCUGUGGCAAGCCCUGCCCCCGCUCCUGCGAGGACCUGCAGGCGGACAUGGCGUGCCUGGACAGCCCCCAGUGCCAGCCCUCGUGCGGCUGCCCCGCUGGCCGGCUGCUCCAGGACGGGGCGUGUGUGAGCCUGGCGCAGUGUCGCUGCAAGUACCCCAGCGGCUCCCUGGGGCUGGAGGGGGCGGUGCACCCAGAGGCUCCGGAGCAGCAGCCCCUCUCGGCUUGGGCUGGUCCCGUGCCCUGGGAGUACGCACAGCCUGGGCAGACCGUGUACGGGCCCUGCCAGAACUGCACCUGCGAGGAUGGGCAUCUGCAGUGCCGCACCGACCCUGCGUGCCGGCUGGACGGCGGCUGGGGGGCCUGGGGGCCAUGGUCGCCCUGCCCCCAGCGCUGCCAGGAGGGCACCCAGUUCCGUUUCCGAGAGUGCGAUAACCCGGCCCCCCAACACGGAGGCAGGGGCUGCAUCGGGGACAGCCAGCAGCAGCGAGCCUGCCACCAGGGCGAGCUGCCCUGCCAAGAGGAGGCGCCAUGGAGCGACUGGUCCCCGUGGGCCCCGUGCAGCGUGUCCUGUGGCGGGGGAGAGCAGAUCCGCACGCGCCAGUGUCGCCAGCCGGCCUGCCAGGGGCUGGCCGUGCAGAGCAAGACCUGCCACACCCAGGUCUGCCUCGAGGUGGGCUGCCCGGCGGGACGCCUGUACCGGGAGUGCCUACAGGAGGAGGGCUGCCCCUACAGCUGUGCCCACCUCACCCGCCAGAUGGACUGCUUCUCCGACGGCUGCGAGGAGGGCUGCCACUGCCCGGCGGGCACCUACCAGCACCACGGAGCCUGCCUCCAGGAGUGCCCCUGCCUGGUCACCGAGGAGACCCUGCAGGAGCUCCAGAACCAUUCGGCAAACGCCAGCACCCUCCCGGCUGUCCUCACCGCCCAGGGCCGCUGGGUCUCUCUGGGCCAGGAGGUGCAGCCGCGUGACACCAUUCGCUCUGCCUGCAGCACCUGCACCUGCCACAACGGCCAGCUGAACUGCUCCUUCACCCGGUGCCCCCUGGACGGCGGCUUCGCUCCCUGGAGCCUGUGGACACCCUGCUCCGUGAGCUGCGGGGGGCUGGGGCACAUGACCAGGGCACGGGGCUGCACCAACCCCCCUCCUGCCAACGGAGGGAAGGACUGCGUGGGCCCUCGGACUGACAUCAAGUACUGCCAAACACCGGACUGCCCAGUGACAGCUGGUCCCACGAAGGAGCCUGUCCCCAGCGUGCCAGGCUCCGAGGAGGGUUUCAGCCUAUGGUCCCCCUGGAGUUCCUGCUCCAGAACCUGCUCUGAUCCCGAGUUCCCAGCCACAAAAACCCGGACCCGGCUCUGUGAGGGAGGCGCCAACUGCACCGGGGAGUCGUUCCAGGAGCGGGCAUGUAACCUGCCCCAGUGCACAGAUGCGCCCCCGUGUCUGGGUGAGGAGUGCGCUGGCAGGAACUGCACCUGGACCCCGUGGGCGCCGUGGAGCGAGUGUUCCCGCAGCUGCGGCGUGGGCCAGCAGCGACGUCUGCGCACCUACCACCCCCCCGGGGAGCGGGGGCUCUGGUGCCAGGGCAUCCUGACCGCAAACAUCGAGCGGCGCUUCUGCAACCUGCAGGCCUGCAAAGUGCCCGGAGCCUGGUCCACGUGGAGCCCGUGGUCGUGGUGCGACCGCACCUGCGGGGGGGGCCGCUCCGUGCGCACUCGCACCUGCACCAGCCCCCCGCCCAAGAACGGAGGGGCCCGCUGCCCAGGGGAGAAGUACCAGGGGCGCGUCUGCAACCCCCGGCCCUGCGCGGAGGGAUGCCCGCCUGCCAUGGCCAUGGUGGACUGCGCCAACAGAUGCCCGCGCCAUUGCUGGGACCUGCAGGAGGGCAUCACGUGCCAGGACGGGGAGGCCUGCGAGCCUGGCUGCCGCUGCCCGGACGGGACCCUGGAGCAGGACGGCGCCUGUGUCUCCCCGCAGCACUGCGAGUGCACCGACGCCCAGGGGCACAGCUGGGUGCCAGGCAGCCUGCGCCACGACGGCUGCAACAACUGCACAUGCUCCGAGGGGCGGCUGCUCUGCACCCACCGCACCUGCCCGCCCAGCCAGUGCGAGUGGAGCCAGUGGUCCCGCUGGUCCCCGUGCAGCGUCACCUGUGGGGACGGGCUGCAAACCCGGUUCAG